AUGGCCGAUGAGCUAGCGUCGAAAUGGAACUCUUUGAAACUAACAGAAGAGGAGCAACAAGAACUGGUCCUGCUAGAGGAGGCUAUCCAGUCCACAAAACUGAGAGGAAGUCACUACAUCUUUGCCCUCAACCUGAAUGAUAGAAGUGUUAACCAAGAGGCGUUCAAGUCCACAAUGGCAAAGGUGUGGAACUUGGAAGGUUGGAUCACUUUCAAGGAAAUAGGCUUCAACAAAUAUCUCAUAGAAUACCAACUGCUUACAGAUAAGAGGAAGGUGUUACAAGGUAGACCAUGGUCCUUUGACCGGCACCUUAUAUGCAUGAAGGACUUUGAAGGAGACCUGUCCCCAAACGAGAUAAUCUUCAAGACAGAACCAUUCUGGGUGCAAUUACACAAUGUACCAUUCGCAGUUAUGAAUGCAGAACAAGGAGAAAAACUUGGCUCAGUGAUUGGAAAGGUUCACAAAGUGGAAACAGGGCUGUGGGUGGGGAAGGCACCUCAGAAUAAGGGUGGAUAUCGCCAUAAACAAACCUCUCCCUAG
Messenger RNA from Carya illinoinensis, 540 nucleotides. RefSeq lists its product as uncharacterized. Bases 1 to 540 code for a protein of 179 amino acids. The transcript has a single exon. NCBI's taxonomy places the organism in Eukaryota, Viridiplantae, Streptophyta, Magnoliopsida, Fagales, Juglandaceae. The record is from RefSeq and is a predicted model, not a curated record.